This is a messenger RNA of Aspergillus puulaauensis, 888 nucleotides long. RefSeq names its product SDR family NAD(P)-dependent oxidoreductase. Lineage: Eukaryota; Fungi; Ascomycota; Eurotiomycetes; Eurotiales; Aspergillaceae. Gene Ontology annotation, molecular function: oxidoreductase activity, acting on the CH-OH group of donors, NAD or NADP as acceptor. The transcript is spliced from 2 exons. The record is from RefSeq and is a predicted model, not a curated record. Bases 1 to 888 code for a protein of 295 amino acids.
AUGUCUCGCCCACUGGAAGGAAAGUUCGGUAUUGUCACUGGCGGCUCGCGGGGUAUCGGCGAAGCCAUCGCCAAAAACCUCGCCAGCAAAGGCUGCUCGCUCCUCCUAAACUUCACCUCCGAGUCCUCGCGCUCCAGAACCGAAGACCUCUGCGCCCAACUUUCAACCAAGCACUCCAUCCGCUGCGUGUCCGUGCAAGCCGACCUCUCCACCCCCGAAGACGCCGUGGCCAAGAUCCUCGCCGCAGCCAACGCCCACUUCCCCAACGCAACAAUCGACAUCCUCAUCAACAAUGCCGGUGUUUCAGCAGACAGAGACUUAAACGAUGCCGAGAAGGGUCCUAUCGACACAGCCUACUUCAACUGGCAAUACACCAUUAAUGUCCUUGCCCCGCUCCUCCUCACCCAGGCUGUGGCGCCGCAUCUACCCACGAACCGCUCCGGGCGUAUCGUGAACAUCUCCUCCGUCUCCUCGAGUCUUGGCUUCACCGGACAAAGUGUUUAUGGCGGGACAAAGGCGGCGCUCGAGGCUAUGACUCGGACUUGGGCGCGAGAACUCGCGGACCGGGCGACGGUUAACGCGAUCAACCCUGGUCCUGUCUCUGGGGAUAUGUACUUCAAGACGGGCGAGGGGUUCUGGAACCAGAUUCAGGGAUUCCAGGACGAGACGCCGCUGAGCAAGCUUGUUGAUCCGAAGAAGGACCCGGUGCUUGCUGAGCUGGGGUUGACAGAGGAGCAAGUGCGCAUUGUGAAUGAGAAGAUGGGCGGGCGGAGGCCGGCGUUUACGGAGGAGGUUGCGGGGGUGGUGGGGAUGUUGUGUACGGGUGAUGGGGGCUGGUGUACGGGGAGUGUGGUUUGUGCGAAUGGGGGGAUGAAGUUUGGGCUUUAA